Theobroma cacao (cacao) is the source of this 1370-nucleotide messenger RNA. It is a transcript of the gene MYB108, whose product is annotated as myb domain protein 108. The record is from RefSeq and is a predicted model, not a curated record. Gene Ontology annotation, molecular function: DNA-binding transcription factor activity; sequence-specific DNA binding. Lineage: Eukaryota; Viridiplantae; Streptophyta; Magnoliopsida; Malvales; Malvaceae. Gene Ontology annotation, cellular component: nucleus. Gene Ontology annotation, biological process: regulation of DNA-templated transcription.
UAUUAAUCCAACUCUCUCUCUGAUCUUUUUCUCUCUUUCUUUCUCUCUCAACAGAUACGUAUCCUCUAUAUCAAAACCUUUUGUCCUUCAAAUUCAUUUCAAUCAAUCAGACUCUUCAUUUAAGGGAAAUGGAUGUUAAAGCAAGGGGCUGUAGCGCAGACGUCCAGAGUGAAGAGGAGAUGGACUUGAGAAGAGGUCCUUGGACUGUUGAAGAAGACUUUAAGCUCAUCAAUUACAUUGCUACUCAUGGCGAAGGCCGAUGGAACUCUCUUGCUCGUUGCGCAGGUCUGAAGCGAACAGGAAAGAGCUGCAGAUUACGAUGGUUGAAUUAUCUCCGACCCGAUGUUCGACGUGGGAACAUCACUCUUGAGGAACAACUCUUGAUCCUUGAGCUUCACUCUCGAUGGGGCAAUCGAUGGUCCAAAAUAGCCCAACAAUUGCCUGGAAGAACGGACAAUGAGAUCAAGAACUACUGGAGAACCCGUGUCCAGAAGCAUGCGAAGCAGCUUAAAUGUGACGUGAACAGCAAGCAAUUCAAGGACACCAUGCGUUACCUCUGGAUGCCUAGGUUAGCUGAAAGAAUUCAAGCUGCUGCUGCUGCAGCCACCGCCACCUCCUCCACCUCCGUUACCACCACCACCACCACCACAUCCGCUUCCGCCGCCACGACGGCGCCCAACGUCGGCACGGGGCAAAUGGUCUUGCCUCAUGGGGUUCUAGGAAAUGACUUUGGACGUGCACAAGUAACCCCAAGUUACACCCCGGAGAAUUCAAGCACCGCAGCCUCAUCAGACUCUUUCGGGACCCAAGUCUCGCCGGUUUCCGACCUGACCACCGAUUAUUACAGCAACAUCCCGGUUUCCAACAACCCUAAUCCGGAUAACUACUUCCAAGCUAGCCAAGCCGGUUACUCUGACUCCCUGAUAAGUCCCUCCGGUAAUUACUACAACCAUGGCAUGGAUUUCCAGUCCAUGGAGCAGAACAACACCAACAACCCCUGGUUAGAUGGUGGUGAUGAUGCAUCAGACAAUUUCUUCAACCCUGAGGAUUUUUACUUCUUACAGCAGCAGUUCAACUUCAACAUGUGAAAAAAUAUUUAUCAAAAUACAAUAAAUGGAGGAAAAAAAAUUGAAAAACUCAACAUGUAGGGUAAAAAAGGGAGAGGGAGAGAGAGAGAGAGUUAGAGUUAAAAAAAAAAACUGAAUAAUAUAUCAGAACAGCUAUAGAAUUUGGAUCAAUUAGUUUGUAUUUUGUUACUUUAGGUCUUUCCAUUUUUUAUUUGGGGGUGGUAAAAGGAAAAAAAAACUUGUAAUUUGAGGCUUUUGUUUUUACUUAAUCUCAUUCAAUGAUAUUGACUUAAUUGAUUUUCU